AUGACAGCCUCUGCAAUACUUACAAGUCUCCCGCAGGAUGCCAGCUCCGCGCUUGCUACCGCCGGUGAUUUUGAGCAAGAGAAAGUCGUCGUACGUUUCAAGGCUGUCGGCUCCGCCCCUCAACUGCAGCGAGAGGUCCGCAAGAUUAGUGCCACGCAGAAGUUCGAGGCUGUGGUCUCACAUCUGCGCAAGGCCUUAAAGGUCGCGCCUUCCGACGGCUUGUUCCUCUACGUGAACAGCGCAUUCGCGCCGGCGUUGGACGAGGUUGUAGGGAACUUGCAUAGAUGCUUUAAAGACUCAAGUGACCAACUGAUUGUGGCUUAUUCUAUGACGCCCGCUUUCGGAUGA
Molecule: messenger RNA, 348 nt
Organism: Truncatella angustata
Lineage: Eukaryota; Fungi; Ascomycota; Sordariomycetes; Amphisphaeriales; Sporocadaceae
Product: ubiquitin-like autophagy protein Apg12-domain-containing protein
Exons: 2
Coding region: 1-348 (115 amino acids)
Biological process (GO): nucleophagy; C-terminal protein lipidation; autophagy of mitochondrion
Cellular component (GO): cytoplasm; phagophore assembly site membrane; Atg12-Atg5-Atg16 complex
Source: RefSeq, a predicted model, not a curated record